AUGGUGUUUGAAGGGCUUUUCUCCCAUCCAAAUGCUCUUUAUAGGGAAGCGAUCAAUGCCUUGAAGGAAUUCAAACAAUAUAAUAAGGAGGAUUCCAUCCCUGUUGAGGCAUCUGUCCCAUCUAUAGAUCGCCUAACUUGGCAACCUCCCCCACAAGGCAUUAUCAAAGUUAACUGGGAUGCUGCGUUAAAUAUGUCAGCCGGCUGGAUAGGUUUGGGAGUAGUGGCCCGGGACAACUUGGGGUGGUGUUUGGGAGCUAGAAGUGUUACUCGUGGAAUGCAGAUGGAACCAAAGACAGCUGAGGUAAUGACAGCUAUUUGUGCAGUAGAGUUCAGUAAAGAAGUUGGAUUUUUUGAGGUAAUUUUUGAAUGGGAUGCUGCCCAAGUGGUUGCAGACAUCAAUAUGGUUUCUACCAACCUAUCUAAUACAGGUUAUCUAACAGAGAGCAUUCAACAAGAGCUGAAGUGGUUUAGAGCAGCGAGUUUUGUCCAUGUGCCUAGAGUUCUUAAUUCCGUGGCCCAUGCUUUGGUUGGAGGUUGCUCAUAA
Messenger RNA from Alnus glutinosa, 546 nucleotides. RefSeq lists its product as uncharacterized. The transcript has a single exon. NCBI's taxonomy places the organism in Eukaryota, Viridiplantae, Streptophyta, Magnoliopsida, Fagales, Betulaceae. Gene Ontology annotation, molecular function: RNA-DNA hybrid ribonuclease activity; nucleic acid binding. The coding region runs from base 1 to 546 and encodes 181 amino acids. The record is from RefSeq and is a predicted model, not a curated record.